CUUUUUUAUGUUUGCUUUGCCCCCAAACCUAUAUUCCCCAACCCUCCUCGUCGUGUUCUCUCCUCCAUCUCUCUCUCUCUCUCUCUCUCUCUCUCGUGCCUCCGAACAAAGCAGUCAAGAGAAAAAAAGGGUUUAUUUAUUUUUCCUUCGUUGGCGUCUCCGAGCUUCCGAACUCUCGUUCAUCGAUCAUGGCGGAUAGAAACAAUGCUGAUGUUCGCAAUCAUCUCUCUGUCAACACUCCUCAGCAGAUCCCGAAAGAUGUGCAAGCAUCUGAUAACCCUAUCCCUCUUUCACCUCAGUGGCUUUUGCCUAAGCCUGGGGAGAAUAAGCCGGGAAUAGUAGCUGGGGAAUCACAUGUCAGUUCAGUUCCAGGUUAUACCAGUCGUGCAGAUGGCUCAAAAACAUCAGGAAAUGGAGAGGAAAUGCAUGAUGUUGAAAAGAAAAGGGAUGUUUUCAGGCCAUCCUUGCUUGAUGCAGAAUCUGGUCGUCGUGACCGCUGGCGUGAUGAGGAACGAGAUACUAAUUCCUUGAUCCGCAGAGAUCGUUGGAGGGAGGGGGAGAAAGACGUUGGUGAUACCCGCAAGAUGGAUAGGUGGAUGGAAAACCCUUCUAAUAGACAUUCCGGGGAAGCACGUCGUGGCCCAUCUGAACGGUGGACUGAUUCAAGUAACAGGGAAAGUAAUUAUGAGCAACGCCGAGAGAGCAAAUGGAACACACGUUGGGGGCCUGAAGAUAAGGAGUCGGACAGUUGGCGUGAGAAGUGGCUAGAUUCUAACAGAGAUGGUGAGAUGUCUCGUGAUAAAGGAUUGCCUCAUCUGACUAAUCAUGGAAAGGAGGACCGGGAGGGGGAUUAUUAUCGGCCAUGGCGAUCAAACUCCUCCCAGAGUAGAAGCAGAGGAGAGCCUUAUCACCAAACUUUAACACCUAACAAGCUUUUUCCUGCUUUUGGCUACAGCAGGGGGCGAGGGGAAAAUUCUCCUUCAAACUCAUCUGUUGGACGUGGAAGGGUCAUCUCUGUGGGAAGUACCGUGAGCAGUAUUUCUUAUUCUCAUUCUUUGGGUUUUGUGUCAGAUAAGGGUGAAAGUGCCCAUGGAGAGCUAUCCCCUUUACGAUAUAGCAAGGACAAAUUACUAGAUGUAUACAGGAUGACUGAUGUAAACACAAAGCCAUUAGAUGGGUUUAUAGAAGUACCUUCUCUUACACAGGCAGAACCACUGGAGCCCCUGGCAUUUUUUGCACCUACUUCAGAGGAACUGGCUAUCUUGAAAGGAAUUGAUAAGGGGGAUAUAAUAACUAGUGGUACUGCUUCAAUUUCUAAAGAUGGAUCUGUUGGACGGAAUUCAACAGACUUGGUACAAUCAAGACGAACCAAGUUUGGUAGUAGAGAAGAUUUACCAUCUGAGAAUGAUGAUUGUAAAGAUGACAGCACUGACAACUCAAAAGGUGUGCACUUGGAUUAUUCUGAGAGUGCUUCACAUGAAAAGCUAAGGCAUCAAUUUGAGUCUGAGUCAAAGUCAGAAACAACUCAGAACCUUCAUGCAUACCGUGAUAACAGAUUUAAUGUAGAAGGUGUUCCUUGUGCAGUGUUUAGGGAAGAUGGUGAUCCCAACAGGAAGGUUGAUGAGGUUGGAGUUGGCAGGGAGGGGAGUGUUCAGGCUAAUUCUUUUGUUAACCCAGGCAUCCCAUGGAGAUCUCAGUCUCUGGGAGAAUCCACACGUAUGCCCUCAUAUGGUUGGAGAGAUUUCCCAGCUGAGGUUAGGUCAAAAUCCUCUGACAUGGGAUGGUCACAUCCACAGAAGGAUCGGGAUACUGAAUGGGAGAAUAAUUCUGCACAUCCAUUGUCUUACCAUAAGGAUGAACCACACUGGCAAGUUGGUGAAAGUUUUCACAAGGAUAUUGGCCGGGAUUCCAUGAUUAAAAGGCAACCUUCUGAAGUACUGGACAGAGAGCGGGAAGCUAGAAAAUUGCUGUCACAGCCACCCCCAGAGGAGUUAUCCCUGUACUACAAAGAUCCACAAGGCGAAAUUCAAGGUCCUUUCUCUGGUCUUGAUCUUAUUGGGUGGUUUGAAGCUGGAUAUUUUGGAAUAGAUUUGCAGGUUCGCCUUGCAAAUGCUUCACCUGACACUCCUUUCUCAUUGCUUGGGGAUGUCAUGCCACAUUUACGAGCAAAAGCAAGGCCUCCACCAGGCUUUAGUGCUCCAAAACAGAAUGACAUUUCAGAAACAUUAAAUAGGCCAAAGUUUAGUAGCCUUGGAAAGCUUCAUGCUGGUUCGGGUGAGACUGAUAUUGCAAAGAAUGAACCAAGGAACAGGCAGGAAUCGAUGACUGAGGCUGAGAAUAGGUUUUUGGAGUCACUGAUGUCUGGUAAUGUUAGCAGUUCUCCACUGGAGAAAUUUUCUUUAUCUGAAGGCAUGCAGGGAUUUAUCGGAAAUAACUCUGGUGGUGUGCCUCCUACAGGAGUUGAAGGUUUAAGUGACCUAAAUUACCUUUUGGCCCAGAGAACGCCAUUGGAUCGGCAAAUGCCUCUAUCCAAUCCUCAUACAUAUUGGCCAGGGAGAGAUGCACCGUCCAUGUUACCAAAAGCAGAAGUUAUCCCUGAUUCUCCUUUGCCACAUUCAAAGCUUCAUCCUUCGAUGGCUGACAACCCUCAUAAAAUUCCUCAUCUUCAGAAUGUAGACUUGUUAUCUGUGCUACAAGGUUCGUCUGACAAGUCACCUUCUGCUGUCAAUAAUGGAGUUAUUGGUUGGUCAAAUUUUCCUGUCCAAGGUGGUUUGGAGAUGCGUCAGGAUAAGAUGGAUUUGCAUCAUAAUCAGAAUUUCCCUCAGCAAGCUGCAUAUGGGAUUCAACAGCAGAGACUGCAGCAACAGAGUCAACCAUCUUUAUCAAGUAUUAUUGUUCAAACUGCAGAUCAUCCUUCUGGGAUCAUAACCCCGGAUAAAUUACUCUCUUCUGGACUUCCUCAAGAUCAGCAGAUGUUAAAUAUAUUACAACAGCAGUACCUGUUAUCCCAACUUCAGUUACAAUCCCAGCCACCUGUUCCCACACAAUUGUCGCUGCUGGAGAAAUUUUUGUUACUUAAGCAACAACAAAAACAGGAACAACAGCAGCAGCUUUUGCGGCAGCAACAACACUUGCUUUCUCAGGUUCUGUCUGAGCAUCAGUCUCGCCAUCACUUUGGGGAUCCAUCUUUUGUAAAUAUACCUGUGGGUGCAAUGCCAGCAGGAAAUGCUUCUGCUGAUCAUGGUGGGCCUCGGUCUCCGCAUGAGAUGUUUCUGAUUAACCCACAGAUACCUGUUCCCAAUUUACAGGAUGUUCAGACAUCUAACUUUGCAACAUUGCCUUCACAAGUUUCACAAGAUGUUGGUUACAACAGUUCUGAUGCAUCUUCUCUACUCUUGCGACACCAGAUUUUUGAUGGUACAAACUCUCCCAAAGGUUGGAGUGCUACUUUGCCAGAACGGGUUGAUGACAUUCAACAAACUGACUCUCAGGUGGUUCAAGGGAUGAUUGAUGAUGGUUCCCCCUCAAUGGAGAUGAUAGAAAAGCCUUUGAAGGAGCCUCCUCUUAUGCAUGGGGAUAUUUCAGACAUCUGUGCUGAUGUGACUCAAGAGCAGACAUUGCAGAAUAUGCAUGGAACUGAUGAACCUGUCACGAUUCUUAGCACUGAAAGCAAUGCAAAUUCUGUACCUGCAGUUUGCCCAGGAACUCAUCCUGUUGUACCACCUUCAUGCACUGACAAGGAUGAAGUAUCCAUGGCUGAACAAAACAAUGAUGUGAAGGUUCUGGUGUUGGAUCUUCCUGAAGAACCUCAGGCUCAGAAAGAACAAGGUGAAAAUGAAUCUCCUAAGAUAAAAGAAGUAAAAGGUGCUGAAGUACGUGAAACAAAGAAAAAUUCUGAAAAGAAGUCUAGAAAACAAAAGGCGGCAAAAGCACAAUCUUCAUCGGAGCAAAAGGGAAUACCCAAGGUAUCUCUUUCACCACAGUUGAAGCAAUGUGAAGAUGAGGGAAAACACUCAAUGGACGCAAAAUCUGAAGGGCACACGGAUGCACAAGAAAAACUUAAUGGAAUUUCCUCAACUAAAACAGGUGAUGCUAGAAAUGGGACACCUACUCUAGAAACAUUGGGUUCUCAGGAAGUUAAAAGCUCAUUACCCAGAAGCAUUUCUACUAAUGAAGUUCAAUCCGUUGAAAGCAAGUGUGAAUCAAGAAACAUUGAACCUGUGCCUUUGCAGAGUACACAAAUGAAUUCAAGUCAUCGAACAUGGAAACCUGCUCCUGGUGUAAAGCCAAAGUCACUCUUGGAGAUUCAACAGGAAGAGCAACGGAAGGCACAAAUGGAAAUAGUUGCUUCUGAGAUCGUGACACCUGUUAUCUCCAUGAGUUCUUCAACUGCUUGGGCUGGGGUUGUCACCAAUACUGAGCCUAAAAUUGUUAAAGAUAACCAUCAAGAUGCUGCUAGUGCACAACCUGUUACUGGGAGAUCUGAAGGUGCUACAAAUUUGAAGAGCAAGAAGAGCCAGUUACAUGAUCUGUUGGCAGAAGAAGUUUUGGCAAAAUCUAAUGAGACAGCUAUGGAGGUGUCUGAUAAUCUCUCUAAUCUGCCUUCACUACCUGGUACUACCACUCAAGUUGAUUCAGUAGAUGACAAUGACUUUAUUGAAGCUAAGGACACUAAAAAGAACCGCAAGAAGUCUGGAAAGGGGAAGGGUGUAGGAGUUAAGGCCUCGGCUACUGUUGCUUCCCCUGAUGUUUCUGUUGCAUCAAGUCCUGUUGAGAAAGCAAGAAAUUCUCGUCAGGUACAACUGGAAAAGGAUGUACUGCCUGCUCCACCAAUAGGCCCUUCUUUGGGAGAUUUUGUCUUUUGGAAAGGGGAGGCCACAAACCCUGCACCAGCUCCAGCUUGGUCUACUGACACAGGGAAGCUUAAUAAGCCUACAUCCUUAAGGGACAUCCUGAAAGAGCAAGAAAAAAAGGCAUCUUCAGUUCAACACCAGACCCAGAUUCCAACUCCCCAGAAACAACAGUCAACCCGGAGCACUCGCGGAAAUGGAUCUUCAUGGCCACUUUCUGGAUCAUCUCCAUCUAAGGUUGCAUCUCCCAUACAGACCAAUUCCUUUGCUUUGUCCCAGUCAAAGUCUAAGGUGGAAGAUGAUCUAUUCUGGGGUCCUCUUGAUCAAUCAAAGCAUGAGCCCAAACAGUCAGAUUUCCCAUCUCUAGCAAAACAGAGCAGUUGGGGAUCAAAGAACACUCCUGUAAAAGGAACUGUGGGAGGGUCAUCAACUCGCCAGAAGUCCUCUGUUGGCAGACCUACAGACAGUGCUCUUUCAUCCUCGCCUUCUGUUUCUCAGUCAUCCCUAAAAGGGAAGAGAGACAACAUAAGCAAGCAUUCUGAGGCAAUGGACUUCAGAGAUUGGUGUGAGAGUGAAUCUGUUAGGCUUACUGGCACAAAGGAUACAAGUUUCCUGGAAUUUUGUUUGAAGCAACCAACACCAGAAGCCGAGACACUAUUGAUAGAAAACCUUGGCUCAUUUGAUCCUGACCAUGAGUUUAUAGACAAGUUCCUCAAUUACAAGGAGCUCUUACCAGCGGAUGUGCUUGAGAUUGCUUUCCAAUCUCGGAAUGAUAGAAAAUUGACUGGGUUUGGUGCUGCAGAUGUAAAUACUGACAGUGCAGGACUUGGGGACAUUGAGGCAGAUAUGGCGGCAAGUCUUGAUGGGUCAACCAAAGGAGGAGGGAAGAAAAAGGGGAAGAAAGGGAAGAAAGUGAGCCCAUCAGUUUUAGGGUUUAAUGUUGUUAGUAACCGCAUCAUGAUGGGUGAGAUUCAGACUGUUGAAGAUUAGAAGUGGUCCAUAGGCAUUUGUAAAUACAUUGUCUGCAAAAAUCUGUAAAGGUUCAUUUAGGAAUUUUUUUUGGCCCUCGUUUAUAGAGAAGCAGGCACUGAGUUUUCAGUUCACGCGGUUUUGUGGAGUAAUAUUUAUAUAAUCAGAGCCCAUGUGAUUUGGUUGUUUAUUAACGAAAGAAAAAGGCUUAGCAAGGUCCAUCAGAAUCAGAUAAACGACAAUUUUCAUAGUUUUCCUUCGGAAGGCCAAUCCGGAAUCUGCUUUACAAGUUAUAUGAUAAUUGUAGACUUGUAGUAGUAUAGAUGUUUAGUUGUACGAUAGUUUCCUUUUUUGCGUCAAUUGUUGGUCAAUUUUGAAUAUUUAUGUUGAAUUCAGCGGAAAGCAUUAUUUAUGUUGA
Molecule: messenger RNA, 6237 nt
Organism: Nelumbo nucifera (sacred lotus)
Lineage: Eukaryota; Viridiplantae; Streptophyta; Magnoliopsida; Proteales; Nelumbonaceae
Product: protein ESSENTIAL FOR POTEXVIRUS ACCUMULATION 1-like
Molecular function (GO): protein binding
Source: RefSeq, a predicted model, not a curated record